Molecule: messenger RNA, 2143 nt
Organism: Salvia miltiorrhiza (redroot sage)
Lineage: Eukaryota; Viridiplantae; Streptophyta; Magnoliopsida; Lamiales; Lamiaceae
Exons: 10
Coding region: 341-1684 (447 amino acids)
Molecular function (GO): 3'-5'-RNA exonuclease activity
Source: RefSeq, a predicted model, not a curated record
UUGACUAAAAUUAUACCCACUAAUUAUUAAAAAGAAUACACAGCGCUUCUCUCUCCUCUUCCACAGUCUCUCUCUGUCUCUCUCUCCGAUAUAUAUACAUUGCAUUGUGAGUUUGGACUGAUUAUCAUCGUUCGUUGAGUUAAUCGUCACCAUAUAUACAAACCUUCCAAGAUUACAAAAAACAAUCAAGAAAUCCUUCUGUUUUCCUCGUAAAAAAGGAAGGAAAAUUUCAGUCCUUUUUUCUUGAUUCUUGAAAUUCUCCCCCUGCAGUUUUCGGUUCAUCCUUCAUCGAUCAUUACACAAACACAUUUCUUGUGAAAAUCACACAUUGUUUGUGUAAAUGGGGAGGAAGAACAGAACCUUAAACAACGGGAGAUUGUCAAGAAUCGGCAGCUACGCCAUAGCUUCAUCGAUUAAGGACCCCUCUUCCAUUUCCUGUACGACCUUCAACAUCCUCGCACCUAUUUACAAAAGGCUCAAUCACGAGGACCCCAGCUUCAGAGAAAGUGAUGUUAAAGAUCAUUGGAUGGAUAGAAAUCAGAGGAUUUUGAAUUGGUUAUUGUGUGAGAGAUCUUCCAUAAUCUGUCUUCAGGAAUUCUGGGUUGGGAAUGAGGAGUUGGUGAGCAUCUAUGAUAAGAGGCUUGGUGAUGCUGGUUACCUCAAUUUCAAGCUUGCUCGGACAAAUAAUCGCGGAGAUGGUUUGCUGACCGCCGUGCAUAAGGACUAUUUUAGGGUCAUCAACCACCGAGAGCUUCUUUUCAAUGAUUUUGGCGACCGUGUUGCUCAGUUAUUGCAUGUUGAACUGAACGCGCCCUUUUCACAAAAUCUGAACAGUCAUGUUCGUCAAGAACUUCUCAUAGUGAACACACAUUUAUUGUUUCCACAUAAUUCGAGUAUGUGCUUGGAGCGAUUGCGUCAGGUCUACAAAAUAUUGCAAUAUGUGGAAUCAUAUCAAAAGGAAAACAAACUUAAGCCCUUGCCUAUUUUACUAUGCGGUGAUUGGAAUGGCAGUAAGAGAGGACAUAUUUAUAAAUUUCUCAGAUCUCAGGGAUUCGUAUCAUCAUAUGAUACUGCUCAUCAGUAUACUGAUGCAGACGCGCACAAGUGGGUGAGCCACCGUAACCACCGUGGCAACAUCUGUGGUGUUGAUUUUAUAUGGCUUCUCAACCCCAACAAAUACCGGAAAUUGCUAAAUGCUAGUUGGAGCGAGGCGGUGUUGGGGAUGUUCAAGUAUCAACUUAGGCGAGCUUCACUGACAGAAGAUGAUGCCUUUGCGUUUCUGAAGGCUGAUAACGACGGUGAUUGCAUCUCAUAUGCGGGCUUCUGCGAAGCACUGCGACAGCUUAAUUUGAUCGGCCAUUGUAACGGAUUGAGCAAUGAGGAGAUACAGGGACUGUGGGUGCAGACCGACAUGGAUGGAAACGGUGUCGUUGACUACAAAGAAUUUAAGCAAAGGAUAUGGAACGCCUCAUGGUUCGAGCAAGGAGUCGAGGCGAAUGAGGAGGACUCUUUAGCCACAGACACGGAGCAGGCGAUUGGAUUCAGCGUCAAGAACGCUGUCCUCUUCCCCACAGAGGUAGAGAAAGGAAUGUGGCCGGAAGACUACUCUCUUUCAGACCAUGCUCGACUCACUGUGGUGUUCUCACCGGUCAGAAUGCCGUGCCCUCGACUGAUCACUUCAUGACACCCGUUGCUCGUUACCGGACUCAUGCAGGACCACGACCAACUAGAAAUCUCCGAGGCCUAGGGUUGUCGGACUGAACAAUCAUUCUGCCGGAAUAACCUCAGCAAAUCGAACCGGGAAGGGUUGUGAUGAGGUCUGCUACAAAGCCCGGCAUCAUAUAUGGCGCCAGCUGCUUAUGCAACCACGGUACGCGCUCGUCCCGUCGCCUACGACUUCGUUUGUAGAUAGGAAUACCCCAGAAAAUUUACUACUCUAUGGAUGAUUGUCGUAAUAGGGAAACACAGCUCUCUCAGAUUGUAGUUUAGUGAGAUUGCAGCCUUAAACCUAUCUUACCUCAAUGUGCCAUUAUUUACUGUCAUUAACACUCUCUUUUCAUACUAUAUAAUAUAUUUGUAAUAUAUUUUUUUGUAUUUUGUAAUGAGGCCUUCUCUUUUAUACAAUAAUUUAUAAUUGAAAUUA